Messenger RNA from Lodderomyces margitis, 5202 nucleotides. RefSeq lists its product as uncharacterized. The record is from RefSeq and is a predicted model, not a curated record. Gene Ontology annotation, biological process: chromatin remodeling. Gene Ontology annotation, cellular component: nucleus. The transcript has a single exon. Gene Ontology annotation, molecular function: histone demethylase activity; DNA binding. Bases 1 to 5202 code for a protein of 1733 amino acids. Lineage: Eukaryota; Fungi; Ascomycota; Pichiomycetes; Serinales; Debaryomycetaceae.
AUGACGUUGUAUUCAGAAGAAAGUGCGAAUUCAAAUCUUCCCCAUAAUCUUCAUAAACCCCUCACCACGACCCUUCCCAGUCAAACUUCAACCUUUCCCAAAUCAUCCAGAUUCUUUGACACAUCAGCUUUACCGGACCUAAAGCAUCUUGAAGUUAGUGAUGACGAGCAUCGCCAAAUAUUGUUCAAUGGUCAGAUUUCGAACUUCAACUAUAGCCCGUUUAAUAUAUCUCAACAAAAGUCAAAGGCCUCGCCUCCCAUAAACUAUGACCUGAUACCGAACAAAUUCUUUAUUGUUCCACCAAAUCGUGAGGAAUCCAAUGAAAUCCCAUUCUUGCAUCUCAACGAAGAGCUAGCAAAGGAUCCUAUAUCAUUGAUUGAUAGUCUUCUGGAGAUAGGGAGAAAAUAUGGUGCUGUAAAGAUCAAACUCCCUGCAAGGGAUCAAGCAUUAUUCCAAACGGCCAAUCAAGUCAAUUCUGACUUGUUUUGGUUUCACACCGAUAAGUUGUUAAACAAUCCACGGAAUGAUGAACUUUUAGUGAGAUUAAAGUUUCACCGUGAUUUGCGUGAUUUCCACCAAAGCGACCAACACCAUUACUAUGAGGACGCUGAGACAAAAAGGGCCAAGGAGAAAAAUGGUACAAGUAGUUUACAGUUUCACCUCAAUAAAUUGCCAAUGAUUGAUAAACGGCCCUUGGAUUUGUAUAAACUAUACCAGUCUGUGAUUAUCCGUGGCGGUUUCAUUGAAGUUAUAAAUAAAAAGCUUUGGGCCCAGAUUGGGCGAGAGUUGGGCUAUAAGGGUAAAAUAAUGACAAGCUUAAGUAGCUCAUUGAAGGCUUCUUAUCAGAAGAUUUUAUAUCCUUAUGAGUUGUACGUUGCUAAUCGAAGUAUGGAUUCGGUGAAGGAGGAGCUGGCCGUAGAAACAUUGCUUCCCGGUGGUAAGCGAAAUUUACAACCAGUGGAUAUGUCAGAAAAGAAGUUGAAAGAGGACAGUCGGUAUUAUGCUCCCCUUGUAAUUGGAUCAGCAAAACAAUUUAAACGUCAAUUUAGGACAAAAGUUGCAAAAGGAUAUUUGGCAAAUUCUCCCCAUCUAAUAGACAUAAAGCAGCCAAACACUUAUGUUAUUAAACAUAAUGACAAGAAGAAAAACAAGAAAUCUAUAGACAUUGUUAAUUCAUUCAUAACACCUCAAGCUUUACUUGAAGCGAGUUUGACAUAUAUUCAGGGGCAUCAGGAUGGGUCAUCUUUAACUGAGGUACCCAAAAUUGCAUCCUCCUACACUUUGAGACAAUUCAUGGAAAAGGAUAUAAAGUUUCAAGAACACAUCAUUCAACAAAAUAAGCAUCUAUUCCGUGCCACGUCUGGCCAACGGGACUGUAUAAAUUUUGAAGACCUUGAAAGUCUAUACUGGAAAUACAUCAGAAACCAAGAUAUUGAACUGGUGUUUGCUAAUGGAAUUGAGCUUGAAAUGGGUAAAGACUUGCCGAGCUCCAUCCAUGGAUCAGGAUUUGUGAGGAUUGGAGAUGAUUUGGCAAAUUUUAAGAAUGCCCUCAACAAUCACCAGUUGACCUUGUCGCACGCAAAGCUGGCGGUGAAUGCAAAAAACCCCAAUACGACACCACAUGGAUAUACACAUCAAAAUCCGUGGGAAUAUAAUAAGCCCAGCACUAUAGAUAGGUCGAUAGAGUCGGCAUUAUACCCUUGGAACCUUCACAAUUUCUCAACCCUUCCUAAUGCUAUACUAGGAACUUUGAAUGAGUUGGAUAUUGGAAACCGUGAGUUGACAGAGACCAGGAUAAACGUAGGAAUGACAUUUAGUACUGAAAAUUGGACUUGUGAGGACCACUUUACGCAAUUGAUUAAUUAUCAUUUCUUUGGUUCCCCGAAACGAUGGUAUUUCAUACCAGAAUCUGAAUUUGAAAAGUUUGAGCAGUUAAUCAGUGAUGCAAAUCAUGAUGUAACGUUGAGAUGCACGGUUAAUCAACAUGAGCCCGUUGAUAUAGAAAAAUUAUGUGCAGCUAUGCUUAAAUCAAACGAUGACGAAAUUGAAACAGACGUGAUAAUCAAAUCUUUGGAAAAUGUAGUGAAUGCAAGGCCCGAUAUCAAGCUAAACCACAAGAACGGGAAAUUCGUUGGGUUAUCACAACAAGAAGGUUUCAAGUAUAACCAAGACUUCAGGAUCACGCCUGAAUUACUUGAAAAACACAACAUUUCCUACACUACAACUAUACAAAAUCCCGGAGAAUUUGUCGUUAAAUUCCCAAAGACUUACUCAUCAGGCCAAUCUUAUGGCUUUAAUUUCACAGAAGAGACAAACUUCGCAUCUAGUAUGUGGUUGGAUUAUGCAUUAGAGGGAGAAAAAUGGGUAUCAAGCCAGGGUAUAUUACCCAACUUUCUGGUAUUCAAACUUCUUGUUACAAUAGCAACAAUUUACGAUAACGGUGGAUAUAUAUCCCUUAACUCGGAUGUUUUUGCAAAAGCCGCAAAACUUUAUGAGACGUUGUAUGAUAAAGAGAUAGAAUUGCGAGACAAGAUACGAAAGUUAAAAGUUAAAGAAACUAGUGUAACCGAGGACUCAUUAUCAGAUAUAAUUUCUGAUGGUAACCAUGGCGCCAUUUUCCCUUCGCGUGUUUUGAUUACUGAUAAUAACACAAAACAUUCAAUGUUAAUAUCAAUGGAAGCCUUGUUGAAGUAUUCUGCCUCACCCAAUUUCUUGGAUGAGUUUCAAGCGGAACUUCAGUUAUUCUAUUCUGAUGAUAAAUUAAAGAGUUUCCACAGAAUAUUGAGUGAAUACUCAGUGGAUUUUGAAUUAUGGGUGAAAAAUUAUGAAACAAUGAUGGCGCAGGAUACUGAAGUAACAUUGAAACAGUUUAAGCUACUUCUCAAUGAGGGUGACAAAAUAAAUUCGUCAAUUUUGUCGACAUCAGCUGCUGGUGAUCAGCCGUAUGAUUCUAAGCGAUUGAGUCUUUUCCGUGAGUAUUUAGAUAACUUGAGGUUCUUUACGUCAAGUGCAACUCAGUUUAUCGAAGAUUGUCAAAACAUUUUGUCUCUCAAGCACCAGCAGCGGAUUAGAAAUGGGCAAGAUUCAGUGCUGCAUGAGCGUGCCUUCACCCUUGAUGAGUUGUUGACUAUUGUUGAAAAAGUUUCAAAGCUAAAUUUCACCUGUCCCGAAAUUGACCAAAUUCUAGAACUCCAGACCGAAAUCGAAAAUUUUGACAAGGCCAGUCGAUCGCUAAUUGCCAAAAAGAAUAGGACUCUUCAAGAAUUUGAUGACUUGAUCAGUCUUGGUGAAAGUUUUGGCUUGGAUAUCCCGUCGUUGGACUUUAUUAUUAGAAUAAGAGAUCGAUUGAAAUGGAUUAAGACCUAUAACUUGAUUGAAAAGGGCGUUGAUCCUUUUGCUGACAGACAGGAAGUUUUUUCAAUUGACGAUUUAAAAGAUUUCUACAACAGGGGUUUGGAACUUUUGGCAGAAGGUGAUCUUGAGUAUAUUAAACUGAUUGAAAAGAUUUUGAAUCAAAGUAUUUUGUUCAACAAUGAUGUUAAAAACUUUAUGCAGUACACUUACGUACAUGACUUGGAUCUUGAAAAGUUGAAGACGAUAGUUGACAGUUUUACUCAGGACAAGUUGUUUCUAUCGAGCGACAAUUACGCUGCAUUGUCCAAACUUCAUGCAAACAUGAAAUUAAUCAGUCUAUUUAAGGAGAAGGAGAAACUAGACAAGCUGACAUAUCAUGAAAUGAAGCAGUUGUAUAAUGGGAUCAUUGACAGUGGGUUGAAGUUUGAAACAAGUGGUAUUCAAGAAGCAUUGAAGAUAGCAGAGACAUGGACAGAGAUGCAGUGGCUGAAAUUCAGCAGAGUCAAAAUCCUCACAACAAUGACCAGUUUAGUCACAGAUGAUAGAUUGAAUCCAAAAUUCACUCUUAAUGUCAGACUUGUUGAGAAACUUGAAUGGCUUCUAUACAAAUCCGAAUACAGUUUAUCUAAUGAUGACAAAUUUGAAGAAUCUUCAACCUUCCUUAGUCACCGAGAAGCUGAGACUGAUCCAAAAUAUUAUUGUAUUUGUCGCGAGUACGAGCAUGGAACUAUGGUUGAAUGCGAAGAAUGCAAAGAGUGGUAUCAUGUGCAAUGUGUUAAAGAUAUUAGUAAUCCUAAAGACGACGUAUACAAAUGCCCAGUUUGCUUAUUAUUAAGUCUGAACCAGGAUAAGGAUGACUAUCUAUCUUCUAAACUAACCUUAAAUCAAGUCAUAGACAUUUACAAUAGUGGUCGAAAGUUAAAAGCUGUCCCUCUCAACGAAACAACGGCUAUGGAAGACUUGGUUGAAUUUUUAAAAAACUACCGUGAUCGUUUCAAUUUUGAUGAAAUCUUUAAUGAGCAGGAUGAUAGAGUUCGUUUUGAAAAGUUAAAUUUUGUAUUACGAAAGUUUUAUGGGUGUGGAUUGUACAUUGAUGGCAUGCUCUUGCAAGUGUUGCAAAAUGCAAGACAGACGCAAGCAAAGAUAAUCGUGGAAAAAGCGAAACAAAAGGAUACUCAGCUUGCUUUAGCUGCAUCCGGUGAUGAGACCGAACCAGAAGCUGAAUCAGAGGCAAAUGAUGUUCUUGACAGAGGUAGUAUUGGUGAGGGUGUGCCAAUUGUUGAACAUGUCGCCAACGGGCAAUCUGCAAUAGAACUGGAUGGUAUUGAGAAGCUUAAUUCAACCCCAGCUAUUUCUGAAAACGUAGCAGUGGAUGACAAGAGUGAUAGACACUUAAGCUUUAUUUUUUACGCGCCUAAAAGUAAUAGUCAUGAAGCUAGUAUUCAAAAUGGAUGCCACAACAACGCAUCCAGUCCAAUUCUGCAAAAAGGAGGUCUGCCCGAAUCGGGUGAACUUGAGCCUACUUCAAAUGCUAAUGGAGGAAAAGAACUUACUAGUGGGUUGCCGUCAAGCGCCACACAACAGGAAGUAAAAGUGGAACCUUCAAUUGGAGAAUCUAAUCCAGUGUUGGUCAAGAUGCCUCAAACUGAAGAUGUGCAGCCUGUAGCUACACAAUCUAUUAAGGAGAGAGACACUACUGAAUAUGAGAGCCAAAAGCCUAAUGGAGUUGCAAAAACGAUGAGUUCUGACAGCUUCGAUAAUUCAAACGAUAACCAAACGCUGAUAUUAACGAGCCCCGACAUCAAAAAUAAAUUAGAAGUAAAGGAAACAUUUGCAAAAUCAUCGUGA